Molecule: messenger RNA, 1319 nt
Organism: Suillus subaureus
Lineage: Eukaryota; Fungi; Basidiomycota; Agaricomycetes; Boletales; Suillaceae
Exons: 5
Coding region: 140-1195 (351 amino acids)
Cellular component (GO): plasma membrane
Source: RefSeq, a predicted model, not a curated record
GGAUGUAGCCGAAUUCCAAUUUCUAACCUUGUUCCAACACAUCACCCAACAGGAGUUCAAAACGCGGUACCCAACAAGAGUGCUGGAGGGCUUUACAGGAUUUAGGCGGCCCUCGGUCAACAAUCCCGGCUGAAUUACCAUGUCGCUCCACCAGCCUGAGAUUACGGAGUCCCGUCCCAAACCCCUGCAAGGCCUCUUAGGAGGGAUUGGCAUUGCGCUGUCCGUUCAUUCUCUUCUGGUGCUUAAUGGAUCUGUCCUCGGGGUUUCUGCCUUUGUUCACUGCUCACUUCGAGGAGAUAAAGUAGCGAUGGCUUCCGUCUUGGGUCUGGUUCUAGGUGGUAUUGCAGUUGGUAUCAUCGGUGAUAUGGACACCCCGGCACCCCGCACGGCGUCUUUGCUUCUCCGAAUGGUAUUUUCUGGAUUGCUCGUCGGUAUUGGGACCAAGCUAGCCAAUGGAUGCACCUCAGGCCAUAUGAUUUGCGGCUUGUCCCGAUUUUCUCUUCGUUCCCUGGUGGCAACAACCACGUUCUUUGCAAGUGCUGUAGCUACAACCUACUCCGCUUACGGAAAUGACGCUCUUGGAACAUCUGGGUCUUUGGAUUGGACCCUCGGUGAUAACCAGGGACGACAGUUCCUGGGCGCAAUUCUUUCCCUCGCGACCCUGUGGUUUGCGUACACGUGCUCGACUCUCAAGAAUGGCACUGGCAACAGUUCAAAAUUCGUGAGCUGGAAGAUCCAUUCUUGUGCUAAUCUUGUGCCGAACACCCUCCAGUCCAUUCUUCGGUAUCUGGCGAGCUUGUUGACGUCAUUGGCUUUCACGUUCUCCCUCCGCCUUGGCAAUAUGGUCGAUCCACACAAAGUUCUGGCAUUCUUGGCGUUACCGGUGUCCUCAGCAUUCGACCCGACGCUGGCGUUCGUUGCAGGAAGCGCUCUGCCUUUGGCUACCCUGCUCUAUCGGUAUGCACGUGUGAAACAACCCAAGCUCGGUGGCAAAUGGAACGUCCCGACCUCCACCAAAAUCGACUGUAGGCUCAUACUUGGUUCAGUAAUAUUUGGGAUUGGCUGGGGGAUCGCUGGUGUCUGCCCUGGCCCUGCUCUAGUCAAUUUCGGACGUUCUCUGUAUGCUGGUAUUGGUUUUGUGGAGUAUGUGGCUUGGCUUUUGUCCAUGGGUUUCGGUGGUAUGCUUGUUAAGUGACGUGAUCAUCACAAGUCGCUUGAUGCUGAAAGCUAUAAUCACUAGGAUUUUGUCUCACAUCACAGUUUUUUUUUGUCAUAUAUUCUGUUUCCUUAAUGCUAGCCUAAUGCAAUGCGUGUGUAAC